Molecule: messenger RNA, 2511 nt
Organism: Ostrinia furnacalis (Asian corn borer)
Lineage: Eukaryota; Metazoa; Arthropoda; Insecta; Lepidoptera; Crambidae
Product: elongation of very long chain fatty acids protein 7
Exons: 8
Coding region: 442-1515 (357 amino acids)
Biological process (GO): sphingolipid biosynthetic process; fatty acid elongation, polyunsaturated fatty acid; very long-chain fatty acid biosynthetic process
Cellular component (GO): endoplasmic reticulum membrane
Molecular function (GO): fatty acid elongase activity
Source: RefSeq, a predicted model, not a curated record
GUCGCAGCGCACUGGCACCGCUCUUACUACAAUCGAGAUAGAGUUCAAAAUUAAUUAAAAAAAUAUAUUUGUUGUUGUUUAACCUUAGAUGAACCAGUUACUCUGUAUAUAUGAAAAUUAGUUCUGGCAUCUUACUUCAGUUGGUCGUAGGCCUUUCUAAGGAGGUUUUCAGGCGGACUCACGAUUAAUCUCUGUAAAUGUGAUGGAGCUACGAUAACGAAGUGAUAAAGCAAAAUGUGUAACUCUACUAAUUUGUGAUUUGUAAAUUAGUUAGAGAUAAAAGUGAUUUUACUCGUGGACAAUAAAUAUAUGGUGACAGCUUGCUGGUUGCAAAUAGUUACCUACGAUCCGCUCAGUGACUUUAACUUUAAGUUAGUACCGUGAAGUGAGUGUGUAGUGUAGAACCGAAUUAGUGCGUUAGUGUUGAUUGACUCUACCAAAAUGUCGGGCUUUGUGAAGAUCGCUAUAGAUGAUUACUACUCGGACAGUAACUGGACUGAGAUUAUCAACAAAUAUUGGAUGUUGGCUGAACGAGUCUCAGACCCCCGAGUGCAAGGAUGGUUCCUGUUCGACACGCCGCUGCCCACCCUGGCGAUGGUGGUGGUCUACCUUGCCUUCGUGAUGGUGGCCGGCCCCCUCUACAUGGAGACCAGGAAACCCUUCCAGAUCAAGAACACGUUGGUAGCGUACAACGCCUUCCAAGUGUUGCUCUCGUCUUACAUGUUUUAUGAGCACCUAAUGUCAGGAUGGUGGGGCGACUACAGCAUCUCCUGUCAGCCAGUGGACUACAGUGAAAGUGACCAAGCGCGGCGGAUGCUGCACUUAUGCUGGGUGUACUACUUCUCUAAGCUGUCGGAGUUCGCUGACACCGUGUUCUUCGUCCUCCGCAAGAAGAAGAGCCAGAUCACCUGGCUGCAUCUGUACCACCACUCGCUGACGCCUUUUGAGGCGUGGCUGCUGGUCAAGUUCAUUGCUGGCGGUCACGGAACCUUCUCCAACAUAGUCAACAACCUGGUGCACAUCAUCAUGUACGCCUACUACAUGCUGGCGGCGAUGGGGCCUCAGUACCAGAAGUACCUCUGGUGGAAGAAGCACCUCACCACCCUCCAACUAGUCCAAUUCUUCAUGGUACUCUUCCACUCUAUUAGUGCCCUCGUCUACGACUGUGGAUACCCAAAAUUUAUCGCCUCGGGUCUAAUCCUGCACUCGUCGAUAUUCAUCGUGCUCUUCACCAACUUCUACAUCCAAGCCUACAAAAAAGACCGACAGCAAAAGAAGCCCGUCAACGUUGACAAUAACAACACCAUCCCCAAUGGCCACAGCAAAAUGAACGGUCAUGCAAACGGUGAAGCCAAUGGCCAUAUAAAAGCCAAUCUUUGUGAACAAGAAACAGCUAAAAGCAACGCGAACGGCUUUGCGUUAACAAAUGGAUAUACAAAAGCCAGUGAAACGAACGGCUAUGCCAAUGGCUACACGAACGGAGUUAGCCACACAGUUAAAGAUAAGGUGCAAUAGCAUUAAAUAUAAAUAUAUUAUCCCCAGCCGCUUGAAGAGAGUUGAACUUAAUACAGCUUUAAUUCCAUAAUCGACAAUUUCAGUCAACCUAGAAAAUAAUAAAGAACUAAAUAACGAUCAUUUACAUUCCAAAUACCCAAUGUUCAACUCUUCUCAAGCGCUAUGUACAGUAUACAGUUGUACAGUAUACAGCCAGUAGAUAUAAGCGUCUAUUCCACUACGAGCUAUGUUCAGAUACUUAACCCUAAUGUAAAUAGUCCAGGAAUGUAUUCGGCAUUCGAAUCCCUUUACUCAUCCUACAAAUUUUGUAAUGAACCUACAAGCUGAAGAGGUCAGAAUAUUUUCUUCGCUGGAAAAUUAGAUUUUGGCUUCCACGAUAGGUACACAAUAACUGUUAAACUAUUUUUGAAGUAGUCUAACAGAUUAGGUGAACCUUACUUUAAUAAAACUGAUAAUGUUAGACCUUAGCUUUUCGAAAAUUAUUUGAAAAAUGAUAUACGAAAUUUUAAUUUACGAAUACUGGUACAGACAACAGCAUAUCAAGCGAAACACGGUGGCACCUUAUGCGCUUGUCUUAUAAGAGAUUUUGUAACAAAUAUGAAUAUUUUAAAAGAACUUGAAAAAAUCAAAAUACCUGAGGUGAAAUUUAAAAUUUAGUUUAAGAUGCGAUGCGAUGAUCCUACGCUAGAAAUUUUAAUAACAACGUCAUAGCGAUAUGCUGUCUUCAAUGUAGGAAAAAAGAAGAAUAGGGUCUUAAUUUAGUCUUGUAGGUACAUUUCAUGUAAAUUGUAUUCUUUUUACAUUUUUUUUAGUUCUGAUAUCAGUUAUUAGCCGUUCAAUGACAACUACCUCAUAACCACACCCCUCCUUUAUUUUUAAGUUUGUCUUCUCCGUCCAUCGAGCUUUAUUUAGGUAGGUAAUUGUAAAUACGUAAUGUUUAAAUUAUUUUGUUCUAAUGGGUGACUGAGUGUACUACUUUUCUUGUUGGUUUACAAA